This is a messenger RNA of Corythoichthys intestinalis (scribbled pipefish), 8855 nucleotides long. RefSeq names its product gastrula zinc finger protein XlCGF57.1-like. Bases 984 to 1934 code for a protein of 316 amino acids. Gene Ontology annotation, biological process: regulation of transcription by RNA polymerase II. Lineage: Eukaryota; Metazoa; Chordata; Actinopteri; Syngnathiformes; Syngnathidae. Gene Ontology annotation, molecular function: RNA polymerase II cis-regulatory region sequence-specific DNA binding; DNA-binding transcription factor activity, RNA polymerase II-specific. The transcript has 4 exons. The record is from RefSeq and is a predicted model, not a curated record. Gene Ontology annotation, cellular component: nucleus.
GGUAAGAUGCAUUUAAUAUAUAUUUAGAGGGUUUUGGGCUGACAACCACAAUUAAGAUCAUUGCUAGGCUAAUCGCCGACAACAUACACGUAUGUAUGUAGUGAGAGUGCUAUCGCUAAACCAUAUAAACAUUAAAAGCCCUAACUCCAUUGACAAACGACAUGAAAUACAUUAGACUUGACAGUGGAUGUUCGCAAUAACAAAAGAUUUUGAAUUGAAAAUUUCGUAACUCACCUUUCCAAGCACAAGAUAGAUUCCUGCCGAAUUUUCGUGGACGAGGACCUGUUUCACCCAACCAGCAACGAAGUAUUUAUAAGCCUCCAAGCUCUUAAAGUUUUUCAAGCUUUCGUGAGAAUAGGCUGAUUUUGUGUGGACAAGAUAGUUGUACAUAUCAGGGUAGCUAGCAGAUGUCAGGCAAAUACGGCGGAGACAGCGGGUCGAAAAACAUCGAUUUAGGCAUCAAAUAUGGAUCUGGCGAAUGGAUAAACUGAAGCUUUUCCACAUAACGCCUGUUAUGCAACGCAUCAAGUGAGUUUACGGCAUCCGAAAGCACCGGGUCUUCCAUGAAAUGCAUUAUAAAUUGCUCGAUCAAUUGAGACCAUUGAUAAUACAGACACAAAAUGACGGACAAGGGGGCGGAACCAUACAGCGAUCACGUGAUUUUGUGACGUCGGUGGGUAGGGUCUAUACGUGCGCGUCAUGCGUCAUGACGUAGAGAAUGUGGGUGGCUGGAGUUGCAGUCCGAUUGCUUUGGAAAAGGCAUGCUUUGAAGAAAAUACACUAAGCCCCAAGACCUAAUGUAACCGACUGAAAGGUGUCAGAUAUUUUUGGGCAAGAAUCCGUUCUCGCUUCUGCUUCGAGUCGUUUGGGUGCACGUUGAAACGUCGAGGCCUGCUUUGUUAGCCUAGCCUAGUUUAGCAGCUAACAAAAGAGAAGCGCCUGGGAUAAACACGUCGCCGAACAAGCCAACAUCAAGUCCCAAAAUGUCAGAUAUCAGUCAAGCGCAUCAUCCUGAACGCUUGGAGUCUGCUCGCAUGGAGGUAGCUGAAGAGUCGCCAUACAUCAUAAAGCUGGAGGAAGAAUUUGUCCACAUUAAAGAGGAGCAGGAGGAGUAUUUCAUGAGAGUAGAGAACCCUCACAUUGAGGAGCAGCAGCAACCUCAUCCCCUCAAAAAGGAGGAGGAGGAUCCUCCAUAUGUUAAAGUGGAGGUGGUGAACAUCCCCAAGUGGACUAGUGAGCCGUUAAAGGAUAAAGAUGGAGGUCCGAGUGAGGCCAGCAGAGGGAAGGAGCCUCCGAAUAGCAGCAGAUCAAAAGAAGGGUACCAAGCAGACAACCUCAUCGCUCGACCAUCAGAGAGUGACGACUUCACAUCACACUCGCUGUUCUACACUCGACCUGACGUUAGCAUUAAUGCUAACAGUAGCCAGGCAGUUGACCAGACUCCGCAAUGUGCUAGUCCGUUCACCAUCGCAGCCAGAGGAAAGAUGUCGGCGCAACAAAUUGAAGAGUGUCACAGAAAAGUUACAGCAUAUUUUGUGAAAAGGCUGCAUCCCUUUUCAGAUGUGGAGUCACCAACCUUUAGGGACAUGAUGAAAGCUAUCAACCCGAAGUACACACCUCCCACCAGGGAUACCUUGGCGAAUAAAUUAAUCCCAUCGUGGUAUGAAGUCGAGAAGGCCAAUGUAAUUACAGAGCUCGGUGACGCUGUAUCUGUUGCGCUCACAUGUGAUGGCUGGAGUAGCAUUGCGCAGGACCACUACCUUACCAUCACAGCACAUUAUAUAGUGGAGGGCAAAAUGCAGCAAAAAGUGUUAAAAACAAAAGCUGUGUACAAAGCUCAGACAGGUUGUGUUGUGGCAGAGGAAAUAGGGGACAUUCAGACAAAAUCGUCGCAACCACUGUUGAUUAUGCUGCCAAUAUGGACGUGGCUAUAAAGCGGCUGCAUGUUUUGAAACUGAAGGAAUUUAGUCUUCUCAGCCCAAACCGCACGGGGAGGCCGGCAACAGAACGGAAAUGUGCUCCGCCGCUCGACGCCCCCGCGAGCCAGGCCAGGAGGAAGCGAAACUUUGCGCGUUCCUGUGUUAACCCUUUGCACACUGACUCCAUGUUUCAAAAGCUUGAAGAACACUCGCCGGAAACAGGUUGACCAUUUAUUCGUCGACAAUGGUAAAAAACAAGGCAAAAACAGACGACGGAGGGACAAUUCUGGAUCCAAAACAAGGCGACAUGUUUCCGAGCAGAAGAAAUCUGUCUUAUCUCAGUGUCCAGUCUUUUUGAAGUCUUUGCUGACGCGGGUCUUGUCGAAGGCGUUUCUGGGCGUUGCUUUUGGGCCACCCCCGCUGUGGCCGGUUUUGGGCGGCUUAGGUUCGUGCGCGGAUUGGGACGCCCACUAUCAACUUUGCUGUCCAGGCUGGUUGUACUUGUUUUAGGACAAAGCGCUUUGUCCUUGGAGUUUGCUGGGAGAGCAGAUUACCCGAGUUGGUGUGUCACUCUUGUGAUAAGACGGCAUUGUGUAUCUCUUCUAUUUCUUCUCAUUAAACUAUGGUGUGCUAUUUAUUUUAUAUUAGUAGUGUAGUCCUACCGUAAAUAUGAAAAUGAUACUAUUUCCUGAUUAAUUAUAUUACGUGUGUUAGCCUAAUGCAAACAGUUAGACGGUGCCUACGAAAACCUGUACCAUAUGUAUGUGUUAGACUAUAUAUGUGUUAGACUAAUGCAAACAGUUAUAUGGUGUGUGCGAUGACGAUAUCGUUUCUCCUUCAAAACUGUGCUGCUUUGCCCACACACUCAAUCUAGCAGCACAAAGUUUAUACUCCCUGAAUGCAGUGACUCAGUGGGUAGCCAAGAUCCGAACUGUUGUUGUCUGGAUGAAGAGGUGCUCGAUGGCCAAAGUGGUUCUCCGGAAAAAACAACAACUUCUCAGUAAGAAACAACAAGUCCACUUCAUUUAAACACUGCAUAUGUGUAUAUGUAAUUACUUAAAUUUGUGAUCAUAAUCAUGGUCAAAGAAUAUAGUAGCCUACUACAUUCUUUGACAUAUUAUUAUUAUUUUUUUUUUUUCAAAUUUCUUUUUAUUGGUGUUAAAAAAAUACAGAACACCCCUCCCAAACUAAACAAAAUAAUAAUAAUAAUAAUAAAUAAAUUAAAAAAAAAAAAAAAAAAAAAAUGUUUCACUCUAAGUUAUCCAACACAAACAACCAUGAAGUCUAUGUCUAAUCGUAAAUGUCCAGAGAGUCAUAGAAAGUUCUUCCGUGCCAUCACUUCGAUACAUAGUGGUUACGGAAUAAAAAUACAGUGCAAUACAUUCAAAUGUCCCACCAAAUAGGAGCAGCAUGGAAAGCGACCGUACCGUUGCCCAUCCCCCAUGGCUAAAUUAGCAAUAUAACAGUGCAUAUGUCAUUCCUGCACUUGUGUAGUGGUGUUGUCAAAGAAUGAAAGAAAAGGUCCCCAUGUAUUAUAAAAUUUAUUUUCAGAACCGCGAAGAAUAUAUCUGAUUUUCUCGAGCCUAAGAUUCAUCAGCACAUCCCUUAUCCAAUGCGAAGUUGUGGGUGGGGCAGCCUCCUUCCACCUCAAAAGAACUAAACGUCGCGCCAAAAGGGUGGUAAAAGCAAUAACCCUACACCCCCAAGUAGGCAGCCACAGACCCUCCGGUAAAACUCCAAAUAUUGAUAUUAUAGGAUCAGGAGUGAUUCCGACCCCUAACACGAGGGAGAGGGCUUCAAAAAUACCCUUCCAAAAUAUUUCUAAGCUGGGACAUAACCAAAACAUAUGGAUCAGUGUUGCAUCCGCCAGCUUGCACCUAUCACACAAAGGGCUGAUUUCUGGAAAGAUUCUGGACAAUCUUACCUUAGAAUAGUGUACCCGGUGUACUACCUUAAAUUGAAUCAGAACAUGACGAGCGCACAUAGAUGAAUUAUGUACCCUACCCAAAACCUUAGACCACAGUCCCUCUCCGAUUGGUGUUUGAAGAUCCCGUGCCCACAGGUCUUUGAUUCUGGAUAAGGACGGAGCUACCUUAUUAGAAAUUAGAUUAAAAAUGUGCUUAAUUCCCCCUUUCUCUGUCGGAUCUAAAGACAUAACAUCAUCUAAAACUGUUGUAGGAGGUUUAUUUGGGAAAAGCGAUAUAAUACUCUUAACGAAGCUUCUAAGUUGCAGAUAUCUAAAAUGAUGAGAGUUAGGAAUAUUAAAUCUUUGGACUAGCUGUGCGAAAGAGGCAAAAAUAUCAUCCACAAAAAGGUCAUUUAAACGUGUAAGACCCAGGCUGGACCACAAAUGAAAGGCUUUAUCGACUGUUGAGGGGACCAAAAAAUGAUUCGAUGCCACUGGGCUAAAAAGACAAGUACCAACUACACCAUUUUUUUUCCUAAAUUGAGAUAGUAUCCGAAGGGAGUGAGAUAAUACUGGGUUAUUUCCUGAUACCCCAACUUUCAAGGGCAGUGGCGCACCACACAAGGCGGCUAAUGAAUUUGGGAGACAUGCACAUGCUUCCAUCUGCACCCAAGCGGGACCGUUCUCCUUAAGAUGGUAAUAUAACCAAUAUGCCAUACAAUUUAGAUUUGCGGCCCAGUAAUACAACUGAAAAUUAGGAAGAGCCAAACCGCCGUCGCUUUUAGCCCCUUGCAGGAAUUCUUUACGUAAACGUGGCUGUUUAUUAUUCCAUAUAUAAGAAGAAAUAAUUGAAUCCAAUUUUUUAAAAUAUGAAACAGGAAUGAAAAUAGGCAAACAUUGAAACAAGUAUAAAUAUCUGGGCAAUACCGUCAUCUUGACAGCAUUAACGCGUGCUGCUAGUGAGGUAUGCAGCAGUGACCAAUUAGCCAGGUCAGUCUUAGUCCUGACCAAAAGCCUGUCAAAAUUAUGCUCACGGAGUGCCUUAUAUUGCUUGGUUACCGAUAUUCCCAAGUAAUUAAAGCUACUAGUAUUCACUUUAAAAGGCAGGCUGACAUCACCAAUUUCAAAUUUGUGAACAUCUAAAGGCAUCAAUUCACUCUUAUGGAGAUUGAGCUUGUAACCUGAGAAUCUGCCGAAUCGUUGUAGCAGGUCAAGAGCAGGUGGAAUCGAACUUUGUGAGUUAGAUAUGUAAAGGAGUAAGUCGUCAGCGUAUAAUGAAACUUUAUGUUCUAUGCCUCCUCUAUUUAUUCCUGUUAUAUAUUGGUUAGAUCUAAUAGCAACUGCAAGAGGUUCAAUGGCCAAAACAAAAAGCAGAGGGCUUAAAGGGCAACCUUGACGUGUCCCACGAUAUAAAUUAAAUGGCUCUGAAAGCUCAUUAUUAGUUAAAACCUUAGCCACAGGUCUGGAAUAUAAUAAUCUAAUCCAAGAUAUAAAUGUAGCCCCAAAUCCAAACUGUUUUAGCGUCUCGAACAUAUAGUUCCAUUCCACCCUGUCAAAAGCCUUUUCGGCAUCCAUAGCUAUAACACAUUCAGAGGCAGACUGGCUAGGAGUGUAAAUUAUGUUAAAUAACCGACGGAUAUUGAAAAAGGAACGUCUAUGUUGAACAAAGCCCGUCUGAUCAUGGGUUAUAAUAUUUGGUAAAACAGACUCCAAGCGAUGCGCAAGUACUUUAGCUAGUAUUUUGUAGUCUGUAUUUAAAAGAGAAAUAGGCCUGUAAGAUCCAAGUUUCAAUGGAUCUUUAUCUUUUUUCGCUAACAAUGUAAUGCAAGCUUGAUUUAAAGUAGGUGGAAGGUAACCUGAGGACAGGGACUCGCCAUACACAGCCGUCAGAAUGGGAGUCAACUGCCGAGCAAAUUUUAAAUAAAACGCACUGGGGAAACCAUCUAAACCAGGCGCUUUCCCAAUUUGGAGCCCGGCUAUGGCAUUCCCAACUUCUUGCUGAGUCACCGGCUUAUCCAAUUCUGAGACUAUUUCGGGAGAUAUCUGUCGAGAUUCCAAAUCCUUAAAAAAACUUAGCAUGGCCUCUGUGUCCCUGGGAGCCUCUGAAGUAUAUAAUUCACUAUAAUAAUCCUUAAAAGCUGUAUUAAUUCCCGGCUGAUCCGUAAUAAUUUUACCAUCCAAUGUGAUGCCGGUGAUAGUGAAUUUUGAUUUAACACCCUUUAGUUGCCUAGCCAAAAUUGAGCCCACUUUGUCCCCAUGUUCAUAAAAAUUACUUCUACUCCUAUUCAGCAGAUUCUCCACAAAGUAUGACGAAACACAGUCAUAUUCUGAUUUGAGACGAAGUCGCUCUUUAUACAGAGCAGGAGAUGGAGAUUGUGCAUAAGUAUUAUCAAGGUCUGCUAUUCUCCGGUCCAAGUCUAAAAGUUUUGCAUUGGUUUUUCUCCUUUUGGCAGCCAUAUAAGAAAUGGUUUGGCCCCGUAAAUAGGCCUUGAGUGCCUCCCAAAUUACUGAAAAAGAAACCUCAGGGGUGGUAUUGAUAUCUAAAAACAGCGUAAUCUGAUCAGAAAGAAAAUUUACAAAAACCUCAUCUGCUAGUAAAAGUGAGUUAAACCUCCAAUUCCUGCUGGUAGCACCUGCUUCCGGUAAAUUCAACUUCAGCACAAGGGGUGCAUGAUCUGAAAUAACUAUAGUUUGGUAUUCACAGGAGCGAACAUUGGAUAUUAGUCUAUUAUCUGUAAAGAAAUAGUCUAUUCUGCUGUAUGUAUGAUGUACAUGUGAAAAAAAAGAAUAUUCCCUAUCUUUUGGAUGUAAAAAACGCCAUAUAUCAGAAAUGCCAAGUUCUAAAAAACAAGAUUGAAGGUAAGAAGCUGAUUUGGAUGCAACCCUGCCAGGCCUAUGUGACGACCUAUCGAGCAAAGGAUCCAAACAAAGGUUAAAGUCUCCACCCAUUAUAAGUAAAUGGGAGUUGACAUCAGGGAGCAAUUGAAUAAGUCGUACGAAAAACUGGGCGUCAUCCAGAUUUGGAGCAUAGACACUAGCUAAAAUUACCUUUAAAUUAUAAAGGCUACCCUGUACUAUAAUGUAUCGGCCAUUUGGGUCCGCUAUGACUCCAGUGGGAGUAAAAAAUAUAUUUUUAUUUAUCAAUAUGGCUGCCCCUCUUGCUUUAGCUUGAAAGGUCGAAUGGAAGAGCUGCCCCACCCACUCACCUCUCAGACGGGAAUGAUCUGACCUUCGAAGAUGGGUUUCUUGAAGAAAGGCGACUGCAGUCCUCAUUCGUUUUAGGUGGACCAAUACUUUCUUUCUCUUAACCGGGUGGUUAAGGCCUUUAACGUUCCAGCUUACCAGAUCAAGGUCGCUGUUCAUGACGCUCCUCUGUGUAAUGUUAUAUAGACAGUAGUCAGCAUUAAACCCAAAAAAUAUAGUAACAGUUUGACAGCAUUAAUGACAAAGUGACAGCAAAUGACAAUAUUGCUGUGAGUGAAACCCCAACCCCUUAACCCUCCUCGAACCCCUAAGGCGAAACUAGCUGUCAGAGUAAACAGCACACCUUCCCUAACUAACUCUAAAACUUCCAGAUAGAGCUUAACUCUAAUCCCUCACCCGCUAAAGUAAUAGCAUAAUGAUCCCCAUGACUGUGAAAACCCCAUAUUGAAAACUUUAUACUUUAUAACAAAAGACCCCAAGUAUGGGGGGGACAAAACAAACCCGAGUUUGCACCGAAACUAGCAGGUCCAUCAACCUGCCCAAAAAAUAAAAUAUAAAUAAAAUAUCACUAUUACUUCAGUAUGAGCAGGUCCUUCAUAUAAUUAACUGAAUAAAUAAAUGCCAACGCUAGCAACAAUCAGAAUCGAUAUGCCACGUGUCUUCAGAAGGGAAAAAAGAAACAAACAAACAAACAAAACAACAGCACGUGGUAAUAAUGAAAAACAAAACAACAAAAACAACGUUGUGCAAUUUAAACAUGUAGCUAGCAAACUGGCAGCAAUAAGCAAUGGUCAUAAACCAAAACUGUCACUAACAUACAUGAACAAAACUGAAUAGAGUCAAUGUGCAGCACCAUCAAGCUUUUGGAUGUAAUUAUUCGCUUCAUCAACCGACCCGAACCAAACGCGGGUGCCGUCAGCCUGAACGAUCCGAAGCCGAGCAGGGAAGAGCAGCGAGGGCCGAAGACCCUUCUCAUAUAGCGCAGCCAUCACCGCGCCGUAGGGUUUCCUUUGGCUCACCACCUCCGGAGUAUAAUCCUCAUACACUCUGAAAGCGUGCCCCUGGUACUCGAGCGAGCGUCUCUUCCGUGCCUCCCGGACCAGCAGCUCCUUAUUCUGGUAGCGAUGAAAACAAACCAGGACGGGCCUUGGCUUCCCGUUAGCUGGUUUGGAGGUUGGAUUACGAUGGGCUCGAUCCAACUCCGGAGCUGUUGGGAAAAUUCCGCCCCCCAGCAGAUCCUUCAAAAGUUUGGAAAAGAAUUUCGUCGGCUGCGGGCCUUCGAUACCUUCAGGUAAACCCACAAGGCGAACAUUGCAGCGACGAUUUCUUCCCUCGAUGUCAUUUAGUUUAGCCGAUAGCCGCUUGUUAUCGAGCCGAAGUGCGUCACAUGUUGUCUCAACACGUUCCAAUCGUUGGUGAAGGGACUCCGCAUUCUCCUCUAAGGAGACCAACCUGUUGUCGUGAUCACUAACAGUUUGUUGGAGCCCGUCAAGCUUCUCACUGAGUUCGGCAAAUGAAGACUUUAAGUCCUCUAAGAGAGUCGACCGGUGUUCGGCUAAUAUGGCUACUAGCAUCGACUCGCUAACCGGCGUGGUAUCUGCGUCGGGCUUUCCGACCAAUUUAGUCUGCUUUGGCGGCAUCGUUCCACUCCAAGCAACAAAACAGCAGGGCACAAGUCAAAAAUUAAGUUUUAGCAAUCAUCAGGCAGGUGGGGAAUAAAGUUCGAUGUAUUUGCGGGAGAGCGAGGCAAACACGUCUCUACUCCAUGCCUGCCCGGAAGUCCACAUAUUAUUUUAAUUGUUAAUGUUUGUUUUCUUGUAUGGAAA